AUGUCGACCGACGACUUGUUCGACCUUAUUGGGACAUACGACAACCUUAGUGAAGCAGUGCCGAGUGCGAACAGUCGUGCAACGCUUCUGGGUACCGUUGUAACAUUUCUGAUCAUAUCAUGGGGUUGCGCUUUAUUUCGCUUCUACACGAGAUUCUUCGUCAUCUAUUCCCCUGGAUGGGAUGACUUCUUCUUGUUACUUGUUCUGCUUGCGAGUAUCACGGGAGCGACCUGCAUUUGCAUGUUACCCGACUAUGGGCUAGGCCAGCAUUUCAUAUAUUUAACAGAGGAUCAAAUGUCGGCCUAUUUUAAAGGGUAUUACAUUGCGAAUGGUACCUACAUCCUGUCCACCACAUUUAUCAAGAUUUCGCUUCUCCUACAAUACCUUCGGGUAUUUGAAGAACGUACUUUACGACUGAUCUGCUGGUCCCUCCUGAUUGUUUCUUCAGUGUGGGGAAUGAUCUUCGCCAUCCUGGCCUGGAUUCCAUGUGCGCCUGUUUACGAAUUUUGGGACCUCACAAUGUCACGAAACGAGAAGAAUUGCUACGGCUACGGAUCUUCAAGUCGAACUGGCUUCGUCCGGUCGUAUCUUAGCCAUGCCAGCUUUAACAUGACGAUUGAUAUAUUCAUUCUCUCAUUACCGGUGUGGCUGGUCGUUAGGAAGACCAAUGUUCCCACGAAUCGUUUAGGCCUAGUAGGGCUGCUGGGAGGUGGCUGCGUGGUGGUUUUUGUCUCUAUCUGGCGACUAGCGAGCCUAGUAAAGCAUCAAGCUGCUACAUAUCCGACGUUCGAUCCGACGUGGUAUUCUCCGAUAAGCAUCAUAUUGUCGGCCAUCGAGGUGGAUGUGGCGAGCAUUUGCGCUUCCAUUCCAGUGUUCUGGCCAGUACUGACAAACUCAGUUGGAGAAAUCUUCGUAACCAAAGAGGUGCACAUCAUCCACGAGGAGCGAGGAGACGAAUUUGAACUUCACCUUUCGCGCAGUGGCAGUGGCGUGACACACAGCAAUGACAGCAGGGACUAUCCAAACGAAAUGAUGGUCGGCGUCUCUUCGCAUACCGGUAGCAAGCAAUUAGAAUUCAACCCACUCAGGAGUAACCCACUUCCAGGUGUGAAUGAGAAGGAAACUCAUACAGUCAUCGUGCGGACGCGUAUACGCAACGAUAAUGGCGCAGUAAAAUUACAAAGCUUAGAGUCUCUCCUCUCUGAAAAGUAG
This is a messenger RNA of Truncatella angustata, 1212 nucleotides long. RefSeq lists its product as uncharacterized. Lineage: Eukaryota; Fungi; Ascomycota; Sordariomycetes; Amphisphaeriales; Sporocadaceae. The transcript is spliced from 6 exons. The record is from RefSeq and is a predicted model, not a curated record. The coding region runs from base 1 to 1212 and encodes 403 amino acids.